UUCGCUUUUAUUCUGAAAGGUGCGGCCCGGAAGUAGUCUAAAGGCAGAUUCACAUGCUUCCUAGGGAGUUUGUUUUUAUACCUCGAAGCUGAUGUAAACUUAUAACAAUGAACAGCUGUAGGAGAAUAACAUGCAGUGACUGGAGGUCCGGCCUGAGUGUCGUCUUUUCUCGGACAAACUGCCGCCGGUGUCCGGAGGUAGCAGCCUCCUUCAGCCGGAGCCAGAGCACCGCCGCCGCCGAACACGCUCCGGGCUCCGACACGGGAGAGAAGCCCCGGCUGAGAGCGAUCGACCUGGCCCGCAAGGUCCAGCAGGAGAAGGCGAAGCCACCACCGGCGACAGAGCCUCCUGUGUCCGGGCAGCAGAAGAGGGUGACGGAGCUGAAGCGGUACAGUCUGCAGCUGCAAAAUGUUCAUCCAAACGUGCUGGCCAAACACCUCCACAGAAGCGUGCUGUACCAGGAUAAAGAUGUAGUGAUCACCAAUAAACCGUAUGGUGUUCCUGUCCGAGAUGACUCUGGGGCCACAUGCAUCGCCUCUGUGCUUCCUGUUCUCUCCAAAAUGUUGGAUGGGAUGAAGAUCAAGUCUGAUACUCAGCUGUUUCCCUCUCUCGGACUGGAGAAGGAAACAACAGGAGCUCUCCUGCUGGCCAGGGGGGAGGAAGUAGUGGAGCACAUACUCAACCUUAACAGAAAUAACCAAGUGGAGAGAAAGUACUGGGUCAUCACAGUUGGUGUUCCUGUGCCGUCUGAAGGAGUGAUCGACAUCCCCAUCAUAGAGAGAGCGGUCACAGGCUCUCAGCCACAUUUCAAGAUGGCUCUAAGUCCUCUUUUCAGAAUGAAUGACGCAGGCACCGGUGUGACCAAAGUCCGCGCCCAUCGACAGGCUCACCAAGCAGUGACCAAGUACAGAGUCUUGGACAGCAGCAGUGGUUGCAGCCUUGUGGAGCUCCAGCCUUUUACUGGAGCAAAGCACCAGAUGAGGGUUCACAUGGCAUUUGCUCUGUCAUGCUCCAUUCUUGGUGACCACAAAUAUUCACACUGGAGCAAACUGGCACCUCAGCAAUUACCGGAGCGUGUGCUGGGAAAGCUCGGACUGGAACAGAGCAAGAUUCGGCAUAUUCCUCUUCAUAUGCACGCUCGACAGCUGACGCUGUCGGGAACCAGAGCAGGCGACAUCAACGUAUCCUGUCCCCUGCCUAAAUUCUUCACACAAACACUGAAACGACUGCAAUUAACUCCUCCUGAUAAAAAGGAUGACAAAUAAUCGCCCCUUUGGCUUUUUAGGUGCAUCCUUGUUCUACUUAGGUUGUGAAGACUGAGAGAUGAUGUAAAUGAUCAGAAAGAUUGUGUGAAAAAUGACCGUACAGUGCUAUACAACUCAUUUUUAGUAAUAAACAAAUGAAGCA
Larimichthys crocea (large yellow croaker) is the source of this 1407-nucleotide messenger RNA. RefSeq names its product RNA pseudouridine synthase D4 (gene rpusd4). The record is from RefSeq and is a predicted model, not a curated record. Gene Ontology annotation, biological process: pseudouridine synthesis. Lineage: Eukaryota; Metazoa; Chordata; Actinopteri; Sciaenidae. The transcript is spliced from 6 exons. Gene Ontology annotation, molecular function: pseudouridine synthase activity; RNA binding. The coding region runs from base 108 to 1265 and encodes 385 amino acids.